Molecule: messenger RNA, 2943 nt
Organism: Tigriopus californicus
Lineage: Eukaryota; Metazoa; Arthropoda; Copepoda; Harpacticoida; Harpacticidae
Gene: Mondo
Product: MLX-interacting protein-like
Exons: 1
Coding region: 292-2880 (862 amino acids)
Biological process (GO): regulation of transcription by RNA polymerase II
Cellular component (GO): nucleus
Molecular function (GO): RNA polymerase II cis-regulatory region sequence-specific DNA binding; protein dimerization activity; DNA-binding transcription factor activity, RNA polymerase II-specific
Source: RefSeq, a predicted model, not a curated record
ACAAGCAUUGCCUAUAUUGGAAAAUACUGCCUUGGCUUCAUUCAGCUAGUCAACAAAACUUGUGUUAGUGAAGCCCAUUCUCUGGCUUUGCCAUGAACAACAGUGACGAAGCCGUGUGAGGAACAAACAAUAUCGGAAAUUGUCUUGGCUAGUUUUAUCGACUCUAUUUCUCAUCCAGUGAGAAAAGGACUCCUCGAGGGGGCGUGCUUGGUGUGUGUAGGGAAAUUGUCCUCGGCCAUUAUCCAGUCGAUUAGAGGUGUUGUUUGUGCUGGUGGCAGUAAAGGAUUCGAAAUGGCGGUCGUCCGACACAAAGAAGCAAUCCAUUCGGGUCAUUUUAUGAUCUCAGAUUUUGAGGCCGAAGCCGAGGCUGAAGAGGACAUUUCUGUUCCACAGGCCGAAGAAGGAUCGAACAUGCCACAGUUGGUCUCCCCAGAAGAUGUUGGGGAUAUCCCUCAAGUUCCCACCAGCCUACCAGAACCUACUAUUCCAGAGAGUGUUUUUAAAGGACAAAGGAGGGAACAAGCUCAAUCUAUCAUCGACAUAUCUCUUAACAAACUCUUCCAAAGCAUGUCCAUUGCCUAUCGGCAAAAAUUAACCUCACCCAAAUGGAACAAGUUCCGGGGCAUGAAGCUUCGAUGGAAAGAUAAGAUCCGUUUGAACAACGUCAUCUGGAGAUGUUGGCACAUGCAGUUUAUGAAAGGUCGUAAUCAGUUGCUCUGUCCCUUUGCAAAUCCCUUAGAAAUUGAUAAUCAUAAUCGAACGGAAGGCAGCACGCUCUUAGAGGGUAAAUAUUGGAAACGACAGCUCCAGACCGUGACAACCGAAUACAAGAGAUGGCGGCUAUUUUACAAGAACCGUGGGAGCGAGCAUGAAGAGGUAGCUGGAGAUGAAUGGGAUCAGUUGUUUCAACAUCCUUUCCAACUAUUAGAGGGUAGUAAGGAUGAUGCUUCAUUGAUAACUGAUGACGAGUACUUUGUGGAUGCGCUCUUCAACUCAAUUGCCCAAGAUCCUCACACUCGGACCUUGGUGGGACAAACCCUAGCCGUUCCAUUUCCAAAUCCAAGAGAAAUGCAUAAGAACACCACUAAUGCAGAUUUUAUACAGCCUGGGUUGGUGCAGCUCCAACCAAAUUUGGAGGAUCUUUUCGAACUCGAAUCACUUAAUCAGUUGCCGGAUUGGCUGACCAAUCGCUUACCGUCCAUCCAAGAAGCCACCAUGGACGAGCAGUCACUGCAGCAACCAUCCAUCAAUGGAGCCAUUCCAAAAUCAAUGGGUGGGCCUGAAAUGUCCGCAAAUUCUUCUGGGACCAUUUACACCACGUUGAAUAUUUCUGACGUGGCUCCUCCCAAUAGUUCACUCCUAUCCUCCAGCGAAGUGAUGACUAGCCUUCAAUCAAAUAACAUGGAAAUGAACGAUACUAACAAAAUGACCAUGACUUCACCUCUGCUGCUGAAUCCAAGUCAACACGAGCAAUUUCAACCCGAGUCUUUUCCUGCCUCUGGAAAUCAUUCAGUGCCGACGUCCAAAUACAAUCUGAUCCCGUGCUCAUCGCCCGGUAGUAGUUGCUAUGCAGGUCCCAUACCACACCCCAAACGAAACAGUCCCAAGCAUCGCAUCCUGUGUCAAAGGGACUUUGUCAAUGAGUGUAAUUUUGCCUCCAAUGCCGCCUCAACUUUGACCAGAAAGGUUUCCGGCAGCUCCAUUACUCAUCAAAGCUCAGGUUUACAUCAAACAGAUAGUCCUUACCAUUUGCCUUCUAUCCCGUCCACAAUUUCGGACCCCUCGAUGUAUUCUCAUUCCGAGGGAGCACGAGGAGGGAUCAAGACGCGGUCCCUGAGCGGUGGCUCUGCCAUGGGAAGAUCAACUGCAUGGAAAACUUCCUCCUCUUCUCCGCCCAUGGGAGCAAACAGUGAGUUAAUACAAUUGCUGAGGUCCAAUACCAAAGGAUCCACUCAAGAUUCUUUCGAGCAUCAGGUUGGGACCAAAGUAAAAUUAGAACAUGAGCCAACAAAGCCUACUCAUUUCAAACCACUAAUAAUUCCUCCACCGCCUCCUCAAUCUCAACCUCAGCCUUCGUUCACCAUCGGGAUUGGUGGACCUAUGGAUUCCAGUUCAUCUACUUCGUCAACUUCAACAAACCGUGGAAGCGUAGCCAAUAUUUCAGAGAAUCGCCGAUUAUCCAAUGCAGAACAAAAGCGCAGAGGGUCAAUCAAAGAUGGGUUUGACAUCCUCAAAGGUCUGAUACCCUCCUUGAAUCAGACCAAUCGCGUUAAGAUCAGCAAAGCUGCCCUACUUCACAAAGGUGGUGAUCACAUUCAGCAUAUGAAAUCGGAGCGGGCUGUGCUGAAGGAGGAAAUUGAUUCUCUGCGUGCUCAGGUCGACUCUCUCAACCAAGAUAUCCUUCGUUUUCAAGCGAGCUUACCUACAGCCUCUAUAGAUGUGGAAAAGUCAGGAUCAGAGAGUCUUAUGGCUAUGGAUACCUUGUUCCAUGAGCAUGUCAAAAAAUGCACUCAACUCAAUUGGAAAUAUUGGGUCUUUUCACUAUUGAUGCGACCGUUGCUGAAAUCUUUUCACCAGUCCGUCAAAGUGGACAGUUUUAAAGAUAUGGCUCGAACAACCAUGUCGUGGUUGGAUCAAGAAUGCUCUUUGGCUCACCUCAGACCAACCGUUCUGACUGCACUUAAAGACCUCUCCACUGAGACAGAUAUCUUGAACAAUCCCGGACGAAUCCCUGAAGAGGCUGUUUUCGCAGUUCAACGGCCUAAAAGCAAGACUUUGAAAGUUGAACCCAUCUUGUUAGCAAUUCAAAAUGAAUCAAAUGAUUCUGUGAGAGACAUGGAAACACUGGAUCGAGACCCACUCCUCAGCGAUGAUUCUUGAUGUCUUGCAUUUUGUAUUUCUCUGGAAAUGACGAAUUAAAUCAAUGCAAUCAAGCCUAAGAAA